Molecule: messenger RNA, 3087 nt
Organism: Lytechinus pictus (painted urchin)
Lineage: Eukaryota; Metazoa; Echinodermata; Echinoidea; Temnopleuroida; Toxopneustidae
Product: probable ATP-dependent RNA helicase DDX59
Exons: 17
Coding region: 137-2461 (774 amino acids)
Molecular function (GO): RNA helicase activity; RNA binding; ATP binding
Source: RefSeq, a predicted model, not a curated record
AGAGCGCUCUCGCGAUAUUUGGUCGGCGCGGCCGCCCCGCGCGCGGCCGGCCGGCCGGAGAUAUAAUCAAGGGGACGUCCGGCCAACGAAGUCCUAGAUAGUUACAGUCGCAGUCGCCACAGGCAAAGCGGAGAACAUGAAUUUCAUACCAAGAGCUUUGGCAAAAAAGCCUGUGAAGAGAAAUGUGCCAAUAGUGAAGAAAAAAGGGGCAAACAUACCUCAGAAUUCAUCUACCUCAUGUCAAGCAACAGCCCAGGUCCCAGCUGCCAAUUUUCCAAGUGCAGAAAUCAGAGAACCUCCAGGAAGAGAUGAUGAUAAGGGCACCAGUGGGAUAUCAUUGACUAGUGACCAACAGGAUGGUUGUAUUUCAGAAGGCAACAAGUGCAUGAAUCAAUCAAUACCUGUUGAUCACCCUCCUAGCGUUGAUGACUCAAAAAAUCCUGAACCAGUCCAGGCUUGUGGAUCACCGUCUUCACCAAAAGGUGUCACAUUAGGGAAUGAAAGGGAUGAAAUAUUCACUGAGAAUUCAGAGAGGACACGGACUGAGUCACAAGAAGACAAACUUCAAAGGCUUCAGGAGUUGAGUGAUCGAAUAUCAAGUCGAGCCACUGUCAUGGAAGGACACCAAGACAAGAUGUUUGGAGAGUCCUUAAAUGUACCUCAUGCCAAAAUAUCAUCUAGCCAAGCUGUGUAUGAGGAAACAAGGUUGAUCCAGGGUGUACAACGUGGCGUCCAAGAGGCAGAGAACUCUGAAAGCGAUGAGGAGCCUCCAUCCAUUGUAUCCUUCAGCAAGAACCAGCGUUGGCCAGACGAGGAUGAGCCAGUCUGUGUGGUGUGUGGGAAGUAUGGGGAGUAUAUAUGCGAUCAGACUGAAGCAGAUGUAUGCAGUCUAGAGUGUAAGGCAAAGAACUUGAUCAGGAGAGGAAUUCAACCCACUAUUCCCCAGACUAAGAAGCCAGCAGAUGAUACCUGCGUAUCUGUCCAGGAUACUGCUGCAGCUGAUGAUGUGAAUGAUUCACCUGAGGAGGAUGAUAAACCAUUCAUUUACAGCGAACAUCCAGAUAUCUCCGACCUCACAGCAGAGCGGGUGCAAGACAUCCGCAAUGAGGUUCAGAUUUUCGUUGAAGGCAUAAAUGUACAUAGGCCCAUCCUGGAGUUUGAGCAGCUUCGUCUUCCAGCUAAGAUCCAGAGUAAUCUCCAGUUAUCAGGAUAUGUGACCCCUACACCAAUCCAGAUGCAGGCUAUCCCGUCAGCCCUGGCGCUAAGAGACCUUAUGAUAUGUGCCCAGACCAGCUCGGGAAAAACCCUCUCAUUCCUCGUGCCUUCAGUGAUUAUCAUUUAUAACCAAGUACUAACAGGGUUUGGAAGCAAAGAUCCUUAUGUGCUUAUCCUGACCCCUACAAGAGAACUUGCCAUGCAGAUAGAAGAACAGGCUAAACAACUUAUGAAAGGAUUGUCAAGCAUGAAGACAGCACUCUUAGUUGGAGGGCUCCCUCUGCCACCGCAGUUGCACAGGUUGCACCAAGGUAUUCAGUUUAUUGUAGGUACACCAGGUAGGAUCAUGGACAUUAUCAACCAAGAAGGUGUUAAUCUGAGUGAUAUCAAGUUGGUUGUGAUUGAUGAGGUAGACACCAUGCUACAGUUUGGAUUCCAGCAGCAGGUCUAUGACAUCAUGACCCACUUACCAGACAACCACCAAACCAUCUUUACCUCGGCAACCAUUCCAACAUCCAUAGAGAAGAUGGCAUCAUCUCUUCUGAACAACCCCAUCUUCAUCUCUGUGGGAACGCCCAGCACUCCCUGUACCUCUGUGAAACAGGUCAUCUUAUGGGUGGAGGAACCAUCAAAGAAAAAGAAACUCUUUGCAAUUCUCCAAGAUCCCAAACAUUUCAGGCCACCAGCCUUAGUCUUUGUGAAUUCCAAACUAGGAGCAGAUCUUCUCGCUCAAGCAGUUGAAAAGUGUUGUGGUAUAUCUGUAGCAUCGUUGCAUGGAGACAAGCCUCAGAUUCAGCGUAAUGAGAUCCUGCAGGAGUUUAAAGAUGGUGCGCAUGAUGUCAUGAUCAGUACGGCUGUGCUAGGGCGUGGUAUUGACCUCCCAGGGGUCAAGAUGGUUGUUAACUUUGACAUGCCAGGGACAGUGGAAGAAUAUAUACAUCAGAUUGGGAGAACAGGGCGCUUAGGAACAUCUGGUACAGCCAUGACAUUCAUCAACAACAACAGCAAAAAGCUCUUCCUACAGUUGACCAGCCUGCUGAAACCUCUGGGUGUCCUGCUACCUCCCGAGCUGAUCAACUCACCCCAUCUUAGCUAUCAGAGACAGCAGCAUAGGUCAAGGGACAGGCAGGUGGAUGCUUCACGUCGCAUGCCUGGAGGCAGUGGAUACCAUCACACCAAGCGGAAUAGAGACAGAGAAAGCGUGACUGAUAUCUUGAAGAAAAGGAAAAGAAAGUUCAAGCCCUGAAGUUCCACUUAAGAUUCUUGUAAUGAAGAUCGUUACAACAGGUAUUCAUCUUUAAAGUCUCAAGCCAUCUUUCUAAUAACUUCUCUUGAUGUUCUUGGAAGACCAAGCUAUAACCUGAACAGGAAUAAUUGAGCCUCAGGCAUGAAGGGAAAUGAUGGGGUUCUAGGAAGACCAAGCUAUAACCUGAACAGGAACAAUCGAGCCUCAGGCAUGCAGGGAAAUGAUGCUGUGACCAGUUCCAGAUGCAGUGGAAAGAACUUCUAUCUCAAACAGCCAAGAACUUUACUGAAUAAGCCACCAAAUGUCAGUUUGUUUAAGUCAUGCAAAUUCUUUCAUAUUCUGAUUUCCUUGCCCAUUCUAUCUACCUCCAUUUGAAUCAAGACUUUCGAGUGAGUUGUAUAAAAGGGGUUUGUUUGUCAAAUGAUAUUCAGUUUAGAAUUAAUGAAGAAUAAAGCCCAGGAAAAGAUAGCCUGGUCAAAAGUGAUUAAGUUCCCUCGGCGAAACAUAUUUUGGAAGCUUCCAAAUAAUUUGUCAUAAUUGGAGUAAUUGCUCUUUUGUACCCAAUUUAUUUUGUAAUUUUGAAGAAAACCUUGCAUACACUGAAUAAAAAAUGAAUUUAAAAGUAA